AUGUCGAAUCCUCCUUGCACAUUCUCUGAUGAAGAGGGAAAAAAAGGGGGGCACCAUGGAGACCCUGAAAUCCGAUACUUCAAGGCGCUCCUCAUGACCCAUGCGCUUUCAGGCGCCAUUAGUGGCCGCUUUCCUAGGCUGGCUGCUCAUGAUACCCUAACGGGCGCUAUCAGCAUGCAAUUGGCGCUCCAUGGUACGGACAUCAGCGGAGACGCCGGGAUGGGUUGA
Molecule: messenger RNA, 228 nt
Organism: Bipolaris maydis ATCC 48331
Lineage: Eukaryota; Fungi; Ascomycota; Dothideomycetes; Pleosporales; Pleosporaceae
Source: RefSeq, a predicted model, not a curated record